UGGAGAAAAUUUUAUGAGCGGUCAUUCAUGCAUCCUUAUCUUUCUUAAUUACGUACAUAUUUCGAUCAAGAAGAAGACAAGACGCAACAAGUAGCCAUGGUUGCUUUUAUGAAGCUUCCUUCCUCACUGCUCCAAUAUUUCUUCUUAUUGCUAUCUGUUUUUGUGUGGAAAACAAGUUCAGUUGUGAAACUUCCCCCAAAUGUAUCAGUUCCAGCAGUGUUGGUGUUUGGAGAUUCGAUCAUGGACACAGGCAACAACAACAACAACUUGGUAACAACAGCUCGCUGCAAUUUUCCACCAUAUGGGAUAGAUUUUCCUGGAAGGGUCCCAACCGGUAGAUUUAGUAACGGAAAGGUUCCAUCUGAUCUUAUAGUUGAAGAAUUGGGCAUUAAAGAGUUUCUACCAGCAUACUUGGAUCCAAAUCUCCAACCGGAGGAAUUAGCCACCGGUGUGUGCUUUGCAUCUGGUGGCGCCGGUUACGAUUCAUUGACAUCGCAAACAGCGUCAUGUAUAUCGUUAUCGGGUCAAGUAGACUUGUUCAAAGAAUACAUAGGAAAGUUAAGAGGAGUGGUUGGAGAAGACAGAACGGAGUUCAUCUUGGCCAACAGUAUAUUUAUUGUGGUAUUUGGAAGCAACGACAUUUCCAAUACAUACUUCUUGUCUCGUAUUAGACAACUGCAAUAUGAUCUUCCUGCAUAUACUGAUCUUAUGCUCAGCUCAGCUUCCAAUUUCUUGAAGGAGAUAUAUGAACUAGGGGCACGGAGGAUUGCAGUAUUCAAUGUACCGCCAAUUGGGUGUUUGCCAUUUCAGAGAACUGCAGCAGGAGGAAAAGAGAGAAAAGUUGUAGUAAACUAUAACAACGCAGUACAGUUUUUCAACGCCAAAUUGUCAGAUCAACUCCAUUCUCUUAAUCACAACCUUCCAACUAGCAGGAUCGUCUACAUUGAUGUUUACAGCCCUCUCCUCGACAUCAUUCUAAACUACAAAAAAUAUGGUUAUAAAUUCGGAGACAGAGGGUGCUGUGGCACGGGUACAAUAGAGGUUGUGUUAUUAUGCAACCAUUUAACUCCCUUGUGUUCCAACGACUUGGAGUAUGUGUUUUGGGACAGUUUUCACCCUACUGAAAGCGUUUAUAAGAAGCUCAUAGCACCUAUUCUUAAAAAAUAUUUGAAUGAUUUUUUGUGAGCAGUACUCAUCAAAUUCAUUCUACAAAGUACUAAACAUGUAAUUUACAAGAAUAAACUAUCUGCUUUUCUUGGAAUUACAAAAUUUAGUACGAUAAGUCUCAUGAUCGAACUAUUAGAAUCAAUCUAAUUAGUGAUAAGAGUUGAAGUAGUAUAUACAAAGUUUUAAAAUUGAGUUUUGUUGUCGUUAUUGUACUCUCAACUGAUAUGAUCAAAACUAGUUUGAUGGUUUAAU
Molecule: messenger RNA, 1419 nt
Organism: Cajanus cajan (pigeon pea)
Lineage: Eukaryota; Viridiplantae; Streptophyta; Magnoliopsida; Fabales; Fabaceae
Product: GDSL esterase/lipase EXL1
Biological process (GO): lipid metabolic process
Cellular component (GO): extracellular region
Molecular function (GO): lipase activity
Source: RefSeq, a predicted model, not a curated record